AUGGAAGAACACAACGAAACUAAGAACGGCGCCGGUGUGCCACAGGUUGACAAAGGCAACGACAAAGGCCACAGCAACAACGUCAACAAUGUCAACAAGACCAACGAUGUCCCUGGCAUGUACCUCCCCGCCGCCUCCAUCUUCAACAUCCUCCACAACGCAAUCGGCGACGGCCAAGAAACCAUCAAACUCGAAAGAAAAUACCUCAGCGGCAAGCCCAAGUUCACCGACCGCAUCCUCAUCGACGAAGAAGACGUCAAGCUGAUGGAGGAAUGGUCUGACAAGUACGAGGUCACUUCUACCAAGACCAAGCAUCUCCACAAGGUUCUGGCAUCGCUGGAGAGAAAGAAGGUCAAUCAGGGCUAUCAUCAGAGAAUGGUUGAGUGGAUGUUCGAUGCUCUUGACAAGCUCAUGGCUGGUGGUGAGGAUGGGUUUGAUGGUGGUGAGAAGGAGUACAAGAUGUGCAUCGAGAAGCUCGCUGUCUUGACUCUUGAGCUUGCUAGAUGUGACCUCGCAUCCGAGGACGAUGGCGGCAAGAAGUCGGUUUGA
Molecule: messenger RNA, 549 nt
Organism: Aureobasidium pullulans EXF-150
Lineage: Eukaryota; Fungi; Ascomycota; Dothideomycetes; Dothideales; Saccotheciaceae
Exons: 1
Coding region: 1-549 (182 amino acids)
Source: RefSeq, a predicted model, not a curated record